GGAGUGGCUCGUAGUAUCUCGUGUUUACUUGUAUUUGGCUUGUAGGCUUUACAAGCUAGCUUGUACUCUUACAAGAUCCAUCUGGAAACUGUUACAAAUAGCCUGAAAAUAUUCUGAAGAGAUGCAGUGGAUUUUAAGAUCAUCAACAGCAAGAUCCUUUGAAUGAAAAUGGUCUCCAAAAAUCAGACCACCCGAUGACUACCUGGGAGAUCUGGAAGAUGAUGUUACCCUGGUUUUCCGUAAGCCUAGUUGGCAGCUCAGAGCCAGCCUUGCCUCUGUGUUGAUCACCCCUGUCCUCUACCAACUCUACAUCAUUAUGGUCACCAUCAGAUACAUACUCUUCUUACAAACUUUUUCCUCUCCCCCAUGUCCUGCUUGCCCUGUGGUUGACUUGAGUUGGACCGGAGUGUUUCCUUGUGAGCUGGGAUGGAGGGAGAGUGCACUGGCCGUUCUCAUUCUGUCAGCUGUGCUUAUCACCUGCUACUCACUCAUCACUGCCUGCUUGGUGAGAUGGAACCCUCGAAAACAAUGGAACACUCAGUAUUGCACCACAUCAGUUUUUGAUACUCAAGAAAAGCCGACCAAGUUCCAAGUGAGAGUUCAGAGCACUAAUCGACCGAUGUUUCCCCCCACUCUCAGUCUGUGUAUACUGUUACUGAUAUUCCGCUUACUGUUACAGUCAGGAGAUGUUGAAGUAAACCCUGGACCAACGCUUGGCUCUAUUCUGACUCUCAAUGAUUUGCCAUCUGUUUACGAGAACCUGAUACAAGCCGCUGUAAAGUGGUUCAACCUGGGACUUGCCCUGGGAUUAGACUUUGAAACCCUCCAUAAUAUCAGUGAUAAACAUCAAGACAAUCAACCCUGUCUACGUGAAAUGAUAGCUGCUCGCUUGAAGACUGGCCCUCCUCUCACUUAUUCUGAAAUAUGUCAUAGUCUCAGAUCACCAACAGUUAGAGGAGAUGCCAUCGCUAAGGCUAUAGAGGAGGCAUGUACAGGAUUUAAACAGCACUUUGAAGAGGCAAUGAAGGAUGGAUUUGUCACUUUGAAAACUGUUAAUGUUAUUCUAAUGGGACCUGCUGGUAGUGGAAAGACGAGUGUUAAAGAUCUUGUAUUGAAGAACAAAGUAAAGGAUAAACGAAAUAGCACAGGUCCUUUGGAUAGAACCAUCCAGGUCCGAUCCGUAGCAAGUCACCAUGUUGUGUGCAAAGGCAAAGAAUGGAACGAAAUGACACCACAAGAUAUGAAGCGUUUACUUUCUGAAGCUAUUUCUCAAUAUAAGUUAAAGGAUGAUCAUAAAAAGAGUAGCACAAGCGCUGCUGAAGAUAUUCAUGAUCACUCACAAGCAGCGGUAAAGGCUGUACUUGAUGAUCUUGAGGAAAUAAGUUUAAUAGCAGAUUCAAGAAGCGUACAUAAAAGUGGCGGAGAAUUGUUUGGUACCAUGACGAUACGUGUUACCGAUAGUGGAGGCCAACCACAGUUUCACGAUAUUGCACCUCUUUUCACACGAGGAACUUCAGCUGGUGUAUACGUAAUGAAGCUCACAGACAAGUUUAACGAUUAUCCCUCUGAUGAGUUCUAUAUAGGAGGACAACAAGUCGGCACUCCUUCCCUCUCACACUUAUCACACAGGGAAACUAUUCUAAGUCUCGUUCAAUCUCUAAUGUCGGUGAACACACAUGAAAAAAAGCCACGAUGUAUUUUUGUGGGCACAUUCAAAGACGCAUUCAAGGAUGACCCUCCUUCAGUUCUGUCAGCAACCCUUGAGGAAAAAAAUCAAGAACUCAGUGCCUUGAUUCCUGAAUGCUUUCGAGUAUACAGCAACACACAAAUGACCCAACAAAUACUUGCUUUGAAUGCAAUAUCUCGAGAUGAAGACACGCAAACUAUUGCACAUGCUAUUCGGAAUGCCGUAGAAGAGUCUCCGUUUUUUGAAGAUAAAGUUCCACUCCGAUGGUUUGCUCUGGAGCUCUCCUUGCAGGAGUUCUGCACUAAAGUUGGGAGACAUAUUCUCACUAAAAGCGAGUGUAUAUCUGUGGCUAAAGAACUACAGCCAGAUACAGAUGACAUAGAUUCUGCUCUUGAUUAUUUCAACAAAAUCUGCAUAGCUCAUUACUAUCCGCAGAAACUGCCUGGAGUUGUCUUUGUUGAUCCUCAGGUACCCCUAGAGAUAAUCAAUGAUCUUGUUCGAUAUGCGAUGUCUUUGAGAGGAGAUGGGAAAGUCACUUUUGCAACUGCAACUCAUAUGAUGGAUCCUAAGUGGAAGUUGUUCAGAGAUGGUGGCAUCCUAACACUUGAUAUGCUGGAGUCUAAAGAUUUUAAGAAGCACUUCCUUGUUGGCAUCUUUGUUCCCAAGGAUAUGAUAGAGCUCAUGAAAGAACUUUUGGUGAUCACUCCUCUCACAAAUUCUCUGUUAGGCGAAUCUGCUAACACGUCUCAAUUCUUUAUGCCUGCCCUCCUUAAAUCUAUACCACAAGCUGAAUUGAAAAACUGCUGUAACCAUGAGCGCUCGGUCGAUCCACUUCUUGUUCGCUUCACCAAUGGCUGUAUUCGAGCUGGGGUAUUCUGCUGCCUGGUGGUGUUCUUAAUGAAAACGUGUGGGUGGGAAAGGUACAGUAAGUCGAGAGAACAAGUGCCUCAAGCAAGAAACUGUAUCAAGCUUAAAUAUCGAAAUUGCUUUAUAACUCUUGUUGAUUCAAUCGUACACAUAGAAGUGUAUGUGAAAGCUCCUAAAAGAAUUUGUGAAAAUCUCUGUCCAAAAAUCAAAGAAGACAUUUCGGAAGGAAUUAGAGUUUCUCAAGAAGCCCUUCAUUAUUCGAUUGAUGCCCCAGAAGUCUGCUUCUUUUGUCCUUGUAUUCAUGGUGCCACAAAAAGUCAUCAUGCUGAGAUUGAUGUUGACUGUUAUACCUGGAAUUGUUUCGAAAAGCCUGAUGAAUACGAUGGGGAGUUAGAAAAUAAACAAUUGAUUUGGUUCGGAAGAUUUAAGGAUGGCGACACAACAAGAGAUAUAGUAAAAGGUGUUAAGAGAAAGGAAGAGUACAAAGAAGACGAGUCAGGAAGACGAACACUUGGCUCCAUUCUGACUCUCGAUGAUUUGGGGUCUGUUAAUGAUAAACUGAUCGAAGCUGCUGGAAGCUGGAAGGAACUGGGACUUGCUCUGAAAUUACAUCCUGGAACCCUCGAAGAUAUAAAAGAUGACUAUCACGGGAACAAGGACCGUCUAUGUGAAAUGCUAACUGUUUGCUUGAAGACUGCCAAUCUCACCUAUUCUAAAAUAUGUCAGAGUCUCAGAGCACCAGCAGUUAGACGAGAUGCCCUCGCUAAGGCUAUAGAGGAGGCAUGUACAGAUGACGAUACUUUGCCUGGACCAUCUAAGAGGCAACAAUUGUCUUCUGGACCAACCAUGCAGUGAUUGAAUCACCUUAAAUCUUAAUCGGCUUAGUUUGUGUUGAUGGUGAUAGAAUAAAAACAUAUCUUUGUACAUUUUUCAAGUAUAAAUGGACAGCCCUAUUUAGAGAGGUAAUGUAUUUUUCACUUUUACGUAUAGUUUGGAGGGCCCAAUAUUGAAUGUUCCACUGUAUUACUGCAUUAUUACCUUCGUUUCAUGAAUUAUAAAACUCAAGUCCUAUAAUCGUUCCACCAUCCAA
Messenger RNA from Halichondria panicea, 3644 nucleotides. RefSeq lists its product as uncharacterized. Lineage: Eukaryota; Metazoa; Porifera; Demospongiae; Suberitida; Halichondriidae. The coding region runs from base 317 to 3409 and encodes 1030 amino acids. The record is from RefSeq and is a predicted model, not a curated record. The transcript is spliced from 8 exons.